Molecule: messenger RNA, 1199 nt
Organism: Musa acuminata subsp. malaccensis (wild Malaysian banana)
Lineage: Eukaryota; Viridiplantae; Streptophyta; Magnoliopsida; Zingiberales; Musaceae
Product: phosphoglycerate mutase-like protein 4
Cellular component (GO): cytosol; cytoplasm
Molecular function (GO): phosphatase activity
Source: RefSeq, a predicted model, not a curated record
CAAAAGCUUUGCUUCCAGAUUUGUGAUCGAAACCAUCUCUAGCCGUCCAUCCGGCCCUCCGCCCCCGUUUCUCGGAGAUCGGUCGACUCGAGUCUCCCCCAAAUCACAGGCGAACGAGGAAUUGUAGUUGCGUUUGGCGUCGAGUGGACGCACCGCGUCGUGGACGACUCCGGAGGCACCACCACCUCGAGGUGCAAAUUCACUUGCCCUUCCCGUCCUUCCACGAUCAUGGCCUCCACCGCCGACCGCGGUCGCUUCGCGGAGAUCGUCGUGAUUCGCCACGGUGAGACGUGCUGGAAUGCCUCCAGAAUCGUCCAGGGGCAUUUGGACUCGGAACUAAAUGAAAUUGGAAGACAACAGGCAGUUGUGGUGGCUGGUCGGCUAUCCAAAGAGCCUAAAUUUCAAGCUAUCUACUCGUCCGACUUGAAGCGAGCUGCUGAAACUGCAAACAUUAUAGCAAAAGUUUGUAACUUACCAGAGGUAAUACUGGAUCCAGGAAUGAGAGAAAGGCAUCUGGGGGACAUUCAGGGUUUAACAUUACGUGAUGCUGCAAAGCUAAAGCCUGAAGCUUACAAGAUUUUCUUAUCAGGCAAAAGAGAUGGAGAAAUUCCAGGUGGUGGAGAAAGUCUUGAUCAACUUAAUGAACGAUGUGUUUCUUGCUUGGAGAAAAUAGCUAGUAAGCACCAAGGGGAAAGAGUGAUUGUACUGACCCAUGGUGGAGUUUUGAGAGAACUUCACAAACAUGCAGUUUCUGGACGGUCGUCAGAUGGGAGGAUACAUAAUACCUCGGUCAAUGUGUUCCUGAUUUCUGAGAGUGGCAAUUGGACCAUCAAAACAUGGGGUGACAUAAGCCAUCUUCAUGAAAUCGGGGUGCUCAACAAUGCAUUUGGAGGUGAUAGAACUUCUGGAUGACAUCUUUCUCUGAAAUUUUUAAAAAAAAAAAAAUACAUUUUGAAUAAAUUGUUACAGAUCAUGAAUUAAGCCAUUCCUUGUCGAAAGGUUGACUUUAGAUGUCUUUUAGAUGAGCAGUCAUUGUGGUGAGAAACCUAACUCAUGUGGUAUGGUGCAAGUUCUUGUUUGCAUAAACACACUGUGCUGUUGUCUCUUCACUUUACUACUCUUACAACCUGUCCAUCUUUUGGAGACCAUUAUGGUAAUAGAUGAGAAUGCUCAUUAAUUCUCUGUUUUUAUUUUGUUAA